AUGCCGAAAUUGGUACCUGUAUCUGUUCUUACGAAGGAUGCCCAGUUGGACUUCACAUUGAAGCGCAAGGCCUCUGGGGCACAGCUCGUCUCGAAAGUUUGCACAGCUCUUGGUAUUAGAGAGAUGUGGUAUUUUGGUCUUCAGUGUGUGGACCACAAAAACAGACUUACGUGGCCAGAGGCCGAUAAGAAGAUUACGACAACGCAAAAAGUCAAGGAUGGCCCACUGCAUUUUGACGUCAAAGUGAAAUACUAUCCAGAGGACCCAUCGAAUGAACUCAUUGAUGAAACAACUCGUUUGUAUUUUUACUAUGAUGUUAAAGACGACAUAGUCAGUGGGAGAAUUUAUUGUCCUGCAGAAACUGCUGUUUUAUUGGCUUCUUAUCAAUAUCUUAUUCGCAGUGAGGGAAAUGGUCCAUCCACCAUCAGAAAACCCCUUAACAUCUCGAAAUACCUUUCUGCAAAUGUACGUGAGCAGUAUAAUCUAACUGAUGAAGAAUGGGAAGCCAAAGUGAUGAAUUGUGUUUCUUCGCAUAAAAAUAUGUCCAAGGACGACGCAGUAAAGGAAUACAUAAGAAUUGCUCAAGAUCUAGAAAUGUUUGGAGUUACAUUUUUUAAAAUAAAAAAUGAAAAAAAGACUGACUUGUGGCUUGGUAUUGAUGCUUUAGGUUUGAAUAUUUAUGAAUAUGACAACCAAUUAGCACCAAAGGUUACCUUUCCAUGGAAUGAGAUACAAAAGUUAUCCUAUUCUCGCAACAAAUUUUUCGUCAAGCCUGUUGAAGCUUCUGGAAGGUUCUCGUAUUCUACACGGAUAGUACUCAUACAUCUAAACUUAUUCUAA
Molecule: messenger RNA, 840 nt
Organism: Schistosoma mattheei
Lineage: Eukaryota; Metazoa; Platyhelminthes; Trematoda; Strigeidida; Schistosomatidae
Source: the annotation of a GenBank genome assembly